AUGGCCAACACACCAGAACGAGUCGUUCCCAUGCGAGUCAUCGUCUGCGGCGUCCAGCGAACAGGAACUUUAAGCAUGCGAAUAGCCCUCGAGCAGCUCGGCUUCAGCAACUGCUACCACAUGCAAAACAUCCUCGAAAACCCGCAACAAGAAGCCCCCAAAUGGAUCCGCCUCAUCGAAGCCCACUUCAGCGACCCAGGCAAAGGCAAAGGCACAAUCUCCAAAGCCGACUUCGACGCCGUCCUCGGCAACUUCCAGUCCUGCGUCGAUGUGCCCCCGGCGCUCUUUGGCGUCGAGCUCGCAGCCAUGUAUCCAGAGGCCAAGGUCAUCAUCCUCAACCGCGAGCCCGAGGACUGGUACUGCAGCGUGUCCGAGUCCAUCAUGGCGUCUGUGCGGCCGACAUCGCGGCUGGCCAAGCUGGGGAUGCUCUUCUGCUUCGCAUUCGAUCCUGCAACGCGGGCCUUUGCGAAAUUCGGCAGGGCCAUGUCCGGGCUUGCAUUUCGGUAUGAUCACCGCACGGAAAAGAACAAGGCCAUUGCGUGGUACACGAGUACCUACCAGCGCUUUAGAGAUGAGAUACCCGAGGGGCGGCGCAUCGAGUACGAGAUCCAGGAGGGAUGGGGGCCUCUCUGCGCGUAUCUUGAAGUGCCUGUUCCCAUGGUGCGGGAUGAAGAGACGGGGGAGAUGGUGGAGGCACCGUUCCCGCGGGCUAAUGAUCGAGAGACAUUCAAGAGGAACCAGGCAAAGGGCAGGGAGAAGGCUAUGAGGCGGGCGAGGAACAAUUUACUUGUGGCGGUUGGUAGGGUGGUGUUGUUGGCCGCGGCGGGAUAUGCGGGAUACGCUUUGUGGAAGACGCGGCUUGGAGGGAUGUAA
Trichoderma gamsii is the source of this 873-nucleotide messenger RNA. RefSeq lists its product as hypothetical. The transcript has 2 exons. The record is from RefSeq and is a predicted model, not a curated record. Lineage: Eukaryota; Fungi; Ascomycota; Sordariomycetes; Hypocreales; Hypocreaceae. The coding region runs from base 1 to 873 and encodes 290 amino acids.